UCUCGACGCAUGCGCAGCACACAACUGGCGCUUGUACUGAUUCUCACAACCCCGUUUCCACCAUUUCUUCCUGCUGGGUAACGAGACCCGCGCCCAGCUGUCCACCCGUCGUGGGCUCUGGAGAGAAGGUGGGCCGGGAACUGGAUUCAGGGGAGUCGGGACUAGGUUUUCGGUCGCAUCUGCUGAAGACUAUCGCGAUCGCCUCCCCGAGGGUGGAGUAAGGGUGGCCACAGGCAGGCAGGUACCCGCGGCGGUUCGGUCCUGCGUUCGGUGCCUCGAGAGAGCUGGAGCUGCAAUGGUUUGCUGUUUUAUUCGAACUUACUUUUCUCUUUGUAUUAUCGUGGCGUUCCCAAGCAAGCAACUGCAGAUGAAUCUUUACAAGAAGAAUAUUUUUAUUAGUGGCAAGAAGACCAUUUCAAAGUGAACUUGUCUGUCCUCCAGACAUACAACAGUGAAAUUCCUGUUUCAGCAAAUACAGCCAUUGUGGUGUCUGCUGUUGACUCUCUUCCUCACCAUGUCUUCUCACAAGACUUUCAGGAUCAAGCGAUUCCUGGCCAAGAAACAAAAGCAGAAUCGUCCCAUUCCCCAGUGGAUUCGGAUGAAAACUGAUGAUAAAAUCUAUUACAAGUCCAAGAGGAGACACUGGAGAAGAACUAAGCUGGGUCUUUAAGGAGUCACACAUAAGAUGGCACACUUAUUUAUGCUGUAUCAAAGUCACAUGCUCUUACCAUCUCACUCUGUAAACACUGCUAGGAUCUGGGAAAUUGGGUGUGUUUUAUUGGGGAAAUGAUUUUUUUUGUUUCUAUGCUUCUUCACUAUUCUGUUUAUUCAAUAAUAAAUAUGUGAGACCUUUUGCAUGAAAAAAAAAAAAGAUGUUACAGAACCACUGGUUAUAUUCUCCAUGUUGCAUUUCCAUCCCAGUGACCAAUGUAUAUUAUGAUUGAAAAUUUGUGCCUGUUUAUCCCCCUCACCAACGCCAUGCACCCACCCCAACCCAUCCCCCAUGGUAACUACCAGUCGUUUCUCAGUGUCUGAGUCUACUACUGUUUUGUUUUUAGAUUUCACGUAAAAGUGAAAUCAUAGGGUAUUUGUCUUUGCCUGGCUUAUUUCACUUAACAUAAUACUCUCUAGGUUCAUCCAUGUUGUCACAAGUGCCAGGAUUUCCUUUUGUUAUGGCAGAAUAAUAUUCCAUUGUAUGUAUUCCAAGAUGUACCACAUCUUCUUUAUCCAUUCAUCUAUAUUGAUGGACACUUAGAUUACUUCCGUAUCUUAGCUAUUUGCAAGUAAAGCAACAAUAAACAUAGGUGUGCACAUGU
Manis javanica (Malayan pangolin) is the source of this 1316-nucleotide messenger RNA. Lineage: Eukaryota; Metazoa; Chordata; Mammalia; Pholidota; Manidae. The record is from RefSeq and is a predicted model, not a curated record.